Messenger RNA from Aureococcus anophagefferens, 3189 nucleotides. RefSeq lists its product as hypothetical. The record is from RefSeq and is a predicted model, not a curated record. Gene Ontology annotation, molecular function: oxoglutarate dehydrogenase (succinyl-transferring) activity; thiamine pyrophosphate binding. Gene Ontology annotation, cellular component: mitochondrion; oxoglutarate dehydrogenase complex. Bases 43 to 3114 code for a protein of 1023 amino acids. NCBI's taxonomy places the organism in Eukaryota, Pelagophyceae, Pelagomonadales, Pelagomonadaceae. Gene Ontology annotation, biological process: tricarboxylic acid cycle. The transcript has 3 exons.
CCGUCGGCAGCUGCAAAGCCACCGGCGCCGCGAGAACAGACCAUGCUCCGCAGCGUGAGCGUCGCCGGGCGGCGCGCGCGCGGCCUGGCGCGCGCGACGCGCAUCUUUAGCGCCGUGCCGAAGGAGGAGGGCUUCCUGAGCGGGACGUCGUCGACGUACGUGGACUCGCAGUACUACGCCUGGUCCGCGGACCCGUCGAGCGUCCACUCGUCCUGGGCGUCCUACUUCGAGUCCGGCGCGUUCGACAUGCCCCCCGCCCUCGGCGGCGAGCGCUACGCCGCGGGCGGCGGCGGCGCCGCGGUGCCCGCGGGGUCGAAGGAGAGCUCGCUCCAGGGCGCGCGGGGCGCGGACACGGCGCGGGCCAUGCACCUCAUCGCCGCCUACCAGCGCCGGGGCCACGAGCGCGCGGACCUCGACCCGCUACGGCUCAAGGGCGAUUUGGCGCCGCUCGCGGACCUGGACCCGGCGACCUACGGCUUCGAGCCGGGCGACUACGACCGCGAGCUGCGCCUGACGACGGCGACGGGGUCCGCCGUCGCGGGCCUGCUGGGCAACGCGGACGUCAACGACGACGGCAUGACGACGUUGCGGGAGCUCGCGGACUUCCUCCAGGAGACGUACUGCGGCACUUUGGGCAUCGAGGCGGAGCACAUCACGGACCUGAACAAGCAGAACUGGCUCCGGAGCCGCCUCGAGACGCCCAAGGCGCCCCUGAGCCUCGAGGACCGGAAGCACGUGCUCGAGCGUUUGGCGUACGCCGAAAAGUUCGAGACGAUCCUCGCGACCAAGUUCAACACGGCGAAGCGCUUCGGGUUGGAAGGGUGCGAGUCCAUGAUCCCCGGCAUGAAGAUCAUGGUCGACGCCGCGACGCUCUGCGGCGUGUCCGACGUCAUCAUCGGCAUGCCGCACCGCGGCCGGCUCAACGUGCUCUGCAACGUCGUCCGCAAGCCCAUCGAGGUCAUCUUCCGCGAGUUCAUGGGCACGGCCCAGAGCGACGACGACGCCGGCGCCGGCGACUGGUCGUCCUCCGGCGACGUCAAGUACCACCUCGGGACGUCGUACGACCGCGCGUACCCCGACGGCCGCCGCGUCCAGGUCGAGCUCCUGCCGAACCCGUCGCACCUCGAGGCCGUGAACCCGUUGGUCAUCGGCAAGGCGCGGGCGCGCAUGGACAUGAAGGGCGACCCCAACGGCGACACGGUGCUGCCCGUGAUCAUCCACGGCGACGCGGCGUUCGCGGGGCAGGGCGUCGUCUACGAGACCAUGCAGAUGGUGAACCUCGAGGCCUACAAGACGGGCGGCACGAUCCACGUCAUCUGCAACAACCAGGUCGGCUUCACGUGCCUGCCGGAGCAGGGCCGGUCGACGAUGUACAGCUCGGACCUCGGCAAGGCCUUCGGCUGCCCGAUCUUCCACGUCAACGCGGACGACCCGGAGGCCGUGUGCCGGGUCUUCGAGACGGCCGUCGCCUGGCGCCACGAGUUCAAGACCGACGUCAUCAUCGACUUGAUCGGCUACCGCAAGUUCGGCCACAACGAGAUCGACGAGCCGACGUUCACGCAGCCGACCAUGUACCAGGUCGUCAAGAAGCACCCGUCCGUGCUCACGAAGUACGUCGCCGACGUCCAGGUCACGGAGCCCAAGCUGAGCCCGGAGGACGUCGGCGCGAUCGUCGGCUCCGUGGAGCAAGUGUACGCGGAGGCGUUCGACAACAAGGACGCGUUCAAGUGGGACCGCGACGUCUGGGGCCAGAACUGGCAGGAGAUGGUGUCGCCGCUGAGCGUGGGCCACGGCGCCUUCGGCAAGACGGGCGUCGCGCUCGAGGACCUGCAGAAGGUCAACGCGGCGCUGUCGACGACGCCCGAGGGCUUCAGCCUGCACCGGCGGCUCAAGGGCAUCCUCGCGAAGAAGGCCGAGGCCGUCGCCAGCGGCGAGGGCGUCGACUGGGCCCAGGGCGAGGCGCUGGCCUUCGGGACGCUCCUCGACGAGGGCACGCCCGUCCGCUUCACGGGGCAGGACGUCGAGCGCGGCACGUUCACGCACCGCCACGCGGUCGUCCACGACCAGAAGGACGGCGCGACGCACACGUUCCUCAACGCCAUCGCGCCGGACCAGGCCGCGAAGCUCGACAUCCACAACUCCUUCCUCUCGGAGUACGGCGUGCUCGGCUUCGAGUUGGGCUACUCGUUCGAGACGCCGGACGUGCUCUGCGUCUGGGAGGCCCAGUUCGGCGACUUCGUCAACGGCGCCCAGAUCAUCAUCGACCAGUUCCUCAGCUCGGGCGAGGCCAAGUGGAUGCGCCAGAGUGGCCUCGUGCUCCUGCUGCCCCACGGCUACCAGGGCCAGGGCCCGGAGCACUCGUCGUGCCGCGUCGAACGCUUCCUCCAGAACUCCGACGAGGACCCGGACGUCAUCCCGCCGGACCUGCACACCAUGGAGGGCCAGGUGCGCCAGGUUCAGCUCAACAACUGGCAGAUCAUCAACCCGACGACGCCCGCGAACUACUUCCACGCGCUCCGGCGCCAGCAGCACCGCGACUUCCGCAAGCCGCUCAUCGUCGCCUCGACGAAGGCGCUCCUGCGCCACAAAUUGGCCGUGUCCAACGUCGACGAGUUCCUCACGGGGUCGCGCUUCCGCCGCACGUACGGCGAGAUGCACGACGACGAGGUCGUCGCCGACGCCGACGUGCGCCGCGUCGUGCUCUGCAGCGGCAAGAUCUACUACGAGCUGCUCGAGGCGCGGCGGAAGGCCGAGGGGCCCUCCGACGUCGCCCUCGUGCGCGUCGAGCAGAUCUCGCCCUUCCCCUUCGACCAGGUCGCCAACUACGCGACCAAGUACGCGAACGCGGAGCUCGUCUGGACCCAGGAGGAGCCCAAGAACCAGGGCGCCUGGUACUACGUCCGCGACCGCAUCAUGACGGCGACGCGCGUCCUCAACGGCGUCGAGCAGCGGCCGGGCUACUGCGGCCGCGCGACGAUGGCGUCCACGGCCGAGGGCUACGGCGCCGUCCACGACGCGCAGCAGAAGGCCAUCAUCGACACGGCCCUCUCCGAGGACCUCUCCGCCUUCCCCUUCGGCCUCCUCUCCGAGAAGGAGAUCGAGCGCGCCGCCUGAGCGCCGCGCGCCGCGCGCGGGCCGCGCGCGCGCUCCGCCGAACCCCCCGCCCUGUAAUCAGAACUCUAUGCUCUC